GCCGCAUUGUCGGCACUGGCGACGUCGUCCAUCCGCCGGCGUGUAAUCGGGCGUGUGAGACUCAACAAUGUGAUCGUUUUGUGGCAAAGGAGAGAAUUUGCGUCAAUUGCAAUCGCGCUGGCAUGAGUAACGAGAGUAUCUGAAACCGCGAGACUCGCCUGUUUUCUCUUUCUCUCUCUCGCUCCUUCUCUCCUCUCGAGAAUUAAGUAGGUACGCGGUCGCGACUGCGAGGCGAAGGCGCGAGGAUAAAGGGAGCGGAGCGUGCAGAGUACGCGCGCGCGCGCGCGAGAGAGAGAGAGAGAGAGAGGAUGAACCUCAGCCUGACGAAGUUGUUCUCGAAGAAGAGGAGCGGCGGUCCCUCGGUCGACACCGUGGCGGCGGAGAUCGGUCUGCCGACCAACGUCUCGCAUCCGUUCCACGUGAGCAAGAAUGCCGAGACCGGGCAGCUGGAGGGCCUGCCGGACUCGUGGAUACGCCUGCUCAACACCCAGAUCACCAAGUCGGAGCAGGACGAGCAUCCCGACGCCGCGCUGCACGCCAUCAAGUUCUACAACUACUCGAUCAAGCGCAGGCCGCAGGACCAGGAGGUCUUCAAGCCGUUCGUCACGCAGGACCUGAUCGAGGAGGAGUCGCAGGAGAUCGACAACAUCCUGACGAAGAAGUACCAGUCGUAUACCGGCUCCGACGACGACCGCCUGACCUCCGAGAGCUCGACGGACGAGCCGACGUUGCCCGCGCUACCGCCGAAAGCGAACAAGCCGCCGAAACCGCCGAAACCACCGAAACCGCCGAAACCGGCGCCACGACAGAGGAGCAAGUGCAACGACAGGGCGGAGAAGACCCUCACCGAAAUCCUAGAGGAUCUGAACACGUAUCGGAUCAGCGACGGUGAGGACGAUCCGUUACGGGAAGAGGAGGAGGAGGAGCGGAAUGUUUUGCCGGAUAGAAUAGAGGAGAGUCCGAUCCUGCGAAGGAAGACCGAGUGCACGGAUGUGAGACUCAGUGACGAGCAGGUGUACGAGGAGCUCAGGGCCAUCUGCCAACGUGGGGAUCCGAACCUGCGCUUCGAGAGGACUAAAGAGGUGGGCGCCGGUGCCUCCGGUACUGUGUUCAUAGCAACUGACCUUCAGCAUGGUCAGAAGGUAGCCAUAAAGGACAUAGAUUUGUCGAAGCAGCCGAAGAAGGAGCUGAUAUUGACCGAGAUCAAGAUCCUCAAGCAGUUCCAACAUCCGAAUCUGGUCAAUUUCCUCGACGCCUACCUCGUGGACGAGCAUCUCUGGGUGGUGAUGGAGCUGCUGGAGGGCGGGCCGCUCACGGACGUGGUCACCGAGACCGUGAUGAAGGAGAUUCAGAUCGCGGCGGUCUGCAGGGAGGUCCUCAAGGCGAUAAGCUUCCUGCACACCAGGGGCAUCAUUCACCGCGACAUCAAGUCGGACAAUGUGCUGCUGGGGAUGAACGGCACGGUGAAGGUCACGGACUUUGGUUUCUGCGCGAACAUCGACGGCGACGAGAAACGGCAGACCAUGGUCGGCACCCCGUACUGGAUGGCGCCGGAGGUCGUGACGAGGAAGCAGUACGGCAAGAAGGUGGACAUCUGGUCGCUCGGUAUAAUGGCCAUCGAAAUGAUCGAGGGCGAGCCGCCCUACAUGAAAGAGACACCGCUGAGAGCGUUAUAUCUGAUCGCUGCCAUUGGUAGACCCUCCAUCCCGCGAUGGGAGAGCCUCAGCCCGACGUUCCAGAAUUUCUUGGAGAGAUGCCUCGCCGUGGAGGUCGACGAGAGAGCGACCGCCGACGAGUUGCUCUCUCAUCCGUUCCUAGAAAACUGCGCGGAAUUGUCUACACUCACUCCGCUGAUCCGUGUUGCGCAGAGAAUUCUCCAAAAGGCAUUUCACUAAACAUUUCUAAAGAAUUUCGUACUGUAAACAUUCACGAUACUUCAUUGCUGCUUGUCGUUCAUUACGCCGGGGCGUGUCCGGAUUCCCACCCGAGUGCUCCUCGAGUAUCAUUUUAUUCUCGUUUAACGUUCGGUGAAGAACAAAGAAAAAAAAAUGAUACCUAGAUGACACUUGCGUGGAAAUCCGGACGCGCCCCUGAAGAAUGAGAAGAUAUUUUUCGUAACUGAAAAAGCCUUAAAAGAAUUUCGUAAUUAUAUUACAUUUUAAUAUCUUAAAUUUAUUUGACUGCCUUGUCUGAUUUCGUUUUUAUAUCACUAUGCUGGUUUAUACAUGUACGAAAUCAAAGCACAGUGAUAAUGCUUGAUAGUCAUUUUAAGAUUAUUUUAUUCAAAUAACA
Wasmannia auropunctata (little fire ant) is the source of this 2292-nucleotide messenger RNA. RefSeq names its product serine/threonine-protein kinase PAK 2 (gene Pak3). The transcript has a single exon. Lineage: Eukaryota; Metazoa; Arthropoda; Insecta; Hymenoptera; Formicidae. Gene Ontology annotation, biological process: intracellular signal transduction; regulation of MAPK cascade; protein phosphorylation. Bases 309 to 1895 code for a protein of 528 amino acids. Gene Ontology annotation, cellular component: cytoplasm. The record is from RefSeq and is a predicted model, not a curated record. Gene Ontology annotation, molecular function: ATP binding; protein serine/threonine kinase activity.